UGCCGGUGGUGGCCGGUUGGGCCCGGGAGCUGUGGACAUGGAGCCCCAGAGAGCCACGCCAUCCUCGAAGCCUCACCCGCCUGUGGUGGGCAAGGUGACGCAUCACAGCAUCGAGCUGUACUGGGACCUGGAAAAGAGAGCACCGCGCCGAGGGCCUCAGGAGCAGUGGUUCCGGUUCUCGAUCGAGGAGGAAGACCCCAAAAUGCACACCUACGGUAUCAUUUAUACGGGAUAUGCCACAAAGCAUGUCGUGGAAGGCCUGGAGCCACGGACCCUGUACAGAUUUCGGCUGAAGGUGACCAGCCCCUCUGGCGAAUUCGAGUACAGCCCAGCGGUCUCAGUGUCUACGACCAGAGAACCCGUAAGUAACGAGUAUUUCCAUCGAGCGGUCAACAUGAAUGACGAAGAUCUGCUGGUUCGAAUGCUUCAAGGAGGCAACGUGAAGGUCGAUGUCCCCAAUAAGCUGGGCUUCACGGCGCUGAUGGUGGCGGCUCAGAAAGGGUACACCAGGCUUGUGAAACUCCUCAUUUCCAACGGCUCGGACGUGAACCUGAGGAACGGAAGUGGCAAGGACAGCCUGAUGCUGGCCUGCUACGCAGGACACCUGGAAGUUGUGAAGUAUCUCCGGAGACACGGCGCUUCUUGGAAGGCCAGAGACCUGGGGGGCUGCACGGCUCUGCACUGGGCCGCAGACGGGGGCCACUGCGGCCUGAUCGAGUGGAUGAUCAAGGACGGCUGCGAGGUGGACGCCGUGGACAGUGGCUCCGGCUGGACCCCCCUCAUGAGAGUGUCCGCCGUCUCGGGCGACCAGCAGGUGGCCUCCCUGCUCAUUGAAGGCGGGGCCGACGUGAACGUGAGAGACAAAGAUGGGAAGACGCCGCUGAUGGUGGCCGUGUUAAACAAUCACGAAGAGUUAGUCCAGCUACUUCUAGACAAAGGGGCGGAUGCGAGCGUAAAAAACGAGUUCGGCAAAGGCGUCCUGGAGAUGGCCAGGGUGUUUGACAGACAGAACGUCAUCUCCCUGCUGGAAGGAAGGAAGAAGCAGCAGACGCCAAGAAGCCGGCCGUCCCCUCCGUCCCCUCCGUCCCCUCCGUCCGCUGACCCGGGCGCUGCUUUCCUCCGAGAGCCGAGCGACAGAAAGCAGAACGUGACCUCGGCUCUCAGAGACGUGUGACGCAGCGUCUCUGAGGGCUGUCCAUUGGAGUAUUUAUUCCGUUGAAGAUUCGCCGUGACUUUUGUAGCACACAGCCGUUCCCACUUCGAAAUACACCUCUUUACACAAGCACUCGGGGCUCUGCUGUGGUCCCUGGGUGUCUGCAGAGUGGGGGUCCUGCUGUUGGGAUUCAGACAAACACACACAGUCGCCUGCCUCCUGCCCCGCCCCCACGCCGACCUCUGGGCUGUUCCGGGACCUUGCGGGACUCCUCUCCCUUGCGUGGUUUCGGUGACAGUGUGCCCGCCCAAGGUCAGGCCGUCCAGGAGGUGUCUCGGGCUGGUGUUCCGUCCUGGACUGACGUUCCUCCCGAAAGCCCAGGAGGCCAGGGGCCAAGUUCUCUCCUUAGCUGCUGGCCACACGUGGGGGCCCUCCACACGCGGUCCAGGACUCCGAGGCGGCUGUCGGAGGGGUCUGGGGGAGGGUGGGUCUCUCCCGGACAGACCUGCCUGUGAAUGUGCUUGUGAAAGGCCUGGGCUGCUGGCAGGUUGACUGCUUUGCCAAAGAGCAUAUUAAAAUCAGCCUCUGAACAGAAAUGUGUUUUCAGGCUGACCACGCACUGUGGAGAGAUGUGGGAGUUAACCUUGGCAAGGUCCGCUGUUUGGGGCUUCGCCACAAACGGGGAACUUUGACCCGGCAGGCAGCCACCUGAGCUAACAGGUAGCAGGCGGUGUGUGCGUGGUGUCUCCCGAGAGACGCUGGUUAC
Messenger RNA from Artibeus jamaicensis (Jamaican fruit-eating bat), 1919 nucleotides. RefSeq names its product fibronectin type III and ankyrin repeat domains 1 (gene FANK1). Gene Ontology annotation, biological process: regulation of apoptotic process. Gene Ontology annotation, molecular function: protein binding. Gene Ontology annotation, cellular component: nucleus. Lineage: Eukaryota; Metazoa; Chordata; Mammalia; Chiroptera; Phyllostomidae. The record is from RefSeq and is a predicted model, not a curated record.